AUGCGAAUUCAUUCAGCAAUUGCUCUCCGGAAGCUAUUCACCAGAAACUCUCUCCGAAUCCCUCGGAAUCUAAGCAUUAUCUCUUCUCCGGUCUCCAUAAACUCACUCGGCGAUGUCUCCGGUAAAAUCGGAGCUCAAUCACCUUCUCCCUACUCGAAUUCCUCUAUCUCAGAAGCAUCAUUUAGCUCACUAAUAUUCCGGAUCCCAAAUUCUUCAUCCAAACUCUUCAACGAGAAUCAGAGGAGAUUCGGCACCGACUCUGGUUCGCCGCCAGAUGUGAACAAGGUGGUGGACGAGAUCAAUCUCAAGUUCGCAGAGGCGCGUGAGGAGAUCGAAAUGGCGAUGGAUGCGAAAGAGACGGUUUACUUCAACGAGGAGGCGGAGUGCGCGAGAACCGCCGUGACGGAGGUUCUGGAGAUGUUUUCUGGUUUGCUCGAGAAGGUAACAGAGAAAGAGAAAGCCUCCCUGCAGCGAUCCAUGGGACUCAAGAUCGAACAGCUCAAAGCUGAGCUAGAGCAGCUUAACGAAUGA
Molecule: messenger RNA, 531 nt
Organism: Microthlaspi erraticum
Lineage: Eukaryota; Viridiplantae; Streptophyta; Magnoliopsida; Brassicales; Brassicaceae
Source: the annotation of a GenBank genome assembly